Molecule: messenger RNA, 2644 nt
Organism: Rhododendron vialii
Lineage: Eukaryota; Viridiplantae; Streptophyta; Magnoliopsida; Ericales; Ericaceae
Product: pentatricopeptide repeat-containing protein At3g22470, mitochondrial-like
Exons: 1
Coding region: 579-1316 (245 amino acids)
Molecular function (GO): protein binding
Source: RefSeq, a predicted model, not a curated record
GUGAGAGAAGAGCGGAUGAGAAGAAUUGCUGGUGUUGCUUUGAUGUUCAGCCCAAGAAUGGCACUUUAUUACCGAAAAGGUACCUCUCUUGUUCGCUCGAUCAAGUUAAACCCAUUGUUGUCACCAUAUCUAGAUCAUACAGUCUUGUUUCAUACCCAAAUUUCAACAAACCCUAAUCCGCCUGAUGCUAUUUCAAUAAAAAAUCGGAUGCAACUACAGAAGUUGUUGUCGGAGAAAUCCAAAAUGGGUUUUGAUAAGCUGGACGAUGCUCUUAGUUUAUUCCGACGAAUGGCCCAAAUUCGACCUCUGCCUUCAGUCAUCAAUUUUACUCAGCUGUUAACUGCCGUUGUCAAGAUGAAGGAAUAUUCGACCGUCAUUACAAAGAAAUCCGCGAGUUGGGUAUUCCAAUUAAUGAAUAUACGCUGUCUCUGUUGAUCAAUUGUGUUUGCCAGUUGAAUCAAGUGGAUUAUGGGUUUGCUUUCUUGGGUAUCUUCUUUAAAUGUGGUUAUACUACAAACGUGACCACCUUCAACACUCUAAUAAACGGGUAUAUUUUAGAAAGUAAGACUUCUAAGGCCAUGAAAUUGUUCGGAAUGUUGAUGGAAAAAGAAGACAUCGAACCCAAUGAAUCCACAUACUCGACAUUCAUAAAAGGGCUUUGUAAAAUAGGUGACAUUACAAAGGCUGUACAAUUGCUGAGGAGUAUGGAGAAAUGGAACUAUAGGCCUACUGUAGUGAUGUACAGUACAAUCAUCGACAGCCUUUGUAAGGACGGAAACAUCGAUGAUGCUUUGAGCCUCUUAUCAGAGAUGAGAGGGUCGCAUAUUGUGCCAGAUGUUGUCACCUACACCUCUUUGAUUCAUGGUUUGUGCAUCUCAGAACGAUGGGAGGAUGCCACAAGAAUGUUGAAAGACAUGAUAGAGCUAAAUAUUUUCCCAGAUGUUGUAACCUUUAGUAUGCUGGUGGAUUCACUUUGCAAGGAGAGAAGGACCGAAGACGCGGAGGGCAUACUCGGGAUCAUGAUCCGAAGAGGUGAGAAACCCAAUGUUAUCACUUAUAAUGCGCUGAUAGACGGAUAUUGUUUGCAAGGCCAAAUGAAGAAAGCAAAAGAAGUUUUCAACUCCCUAGUUGACAAGGGCCUUGAGCCUGAUAUCCGUAGCUAUAAUAUUCUAAUCAAUGGUUUCUGCAAUAAGAUGAAUUUAGACGAGGCCAUGGAUCUCUUCAGAGAAAUUCCUUGUAAAGGAUUAAAACCUGCUACCGAGACUUACAACACUUUGUUAAAGGGGCUGCUUGAAGUAGGGAAUGUGAUUCAGUAGAUCAUUUGUUUCAUGAGAUGAUGUGUAGCGGUCAAAAUGCUGACAUUAUUACUUACUCAAUCUUGUUAGAUGGCUUCUUUAAGAACCAGAAAAUUGGCAAGGUGGUAGAGGUGUUUUGUUCCAUGGAAGAUCAGGGAAUAGCUCCUGAUAUUGCUGUUUAUACUAGCUUUCUUGAUGGUAUGUGCAAAACUGGGAAACUUGAAGAUGCUCGGGAACUAUUUAGGUGCCUUUUGUCCAAUGGUUUGAGACCUAAUGUUAAGAUGUACACUGCAAUGAUUAGUGGACUUUGUAAGGUGGAGUUGCUGGAUGAAGCUGAGGAGUUACUCAAAACGCAUGGAGUUAGAUGGUUGUCCACCCAAUGAUAUCACUUAUAUAUACUUGUUCGAGCAUUCCUCGACAAGGGUGAUAGACAUAAGGUUAUGAUAUUUCUGCAAGAAAUGGUCAAUCACAAUUUCUCAGUACAUGCGUCUACCAUGUCCAUGCUAGUGGGUUUACUCACAGUUGAAGGUGAGGAUGGGGAAAUGUUUAGAAUGAUUCAGAAGCUCGUGCCAAGGGAUAAACAAGUUAUGUCUUGAAUUAGGAGGAAUUUUUUCAAGUUGUCAAAGUUGGAUAACUGAGCCAUGUUUGGGAUGUGUAGGUGUCCUUGAAAAGUUUGUUUGAAAGAUGAUGGAUGGUCGGUACAAGAGUUGCAUCAGUGUUCUAGAAGUCGGCCGCAUAGUCCGACUAGUUCCGGCAAGGGCGCUAGGCGGUUGUCCAACGCCUAGAUUAGGCCUAGUCGGCUUCUAGUACCCGCCUAGUGCGUUAAGCGGCCAACUAUACGGCUCCUAGCAAUUUUUAGAACAUUGUUCGCUUGUUGCUGACUCAUUGUCAUUAUUUCAGUAGAUGGAACAAGCGGAACAGAUCCUAAAAUCUGAAAUCCAAAUUGUUGAAAUCUGCGAAUAGAGGAAGCAAGAGGUGGUAAAGAUGUUUUCAGUAAGUUUUCUUCCCAAGGGCUGCAUAAGUUUAUGGAAAUGUCAAUUAUGAUAGAUGUACUUAUCAAUAAGGCUGCUGGGUGAAGCAAGAUCCUUACUGGAGCAACUGGAAGAGACUGGUCAUUUGGCUAUUGAUUCUCUUUGCAAUGAGUUGAAGUUGUCAAAGUAUGGAUGCUUGUGCAAGUGGCAUGGAAGGAUUUAUGAGGUUCUAUGUUGUCAACUUUAGAAGCAAGUUUCACCUGUACCAUUGACUUCUUUUGUUGACAUUUUCAUUUUACUGGUAAUUUUGCUUGAGGUUGUAAUGUCUAAUUGUUUUGAUACUGGUUGUUUUCUUUUAAUGAUAGCUUUUUUCCACUA